GCAGUAAGCUGCGCAAGUACCGCAACGAAGCUGCUCAGGCUUUCGUAUCAGCUGUGCCAGUGUGCCACCAGUCUAGAGGAUCCCGUCCAUCUGCUUUCUUCGAGGACGGAUACCAGGCAUCCUCAAACCAGCGUAUUCGAAGCGACGAGAACUUGCAGAGAGCACAGGGUCAGAAGAAUGUGAAGUUGGAGGACCAGAGUCCAGAAGCCUCGAAAGUCCCCGAUCCUGUGGAAGAAACCACUGAUACUGGAGAGGUUUACAAGUCUCAGGAAGAAAAGCUGCUACAGCGGAUCCAUGACGAUGAGGAGCAGGUGGUUGAGUUGGUGGUUGCCCAAAAGGCGGCCGCCAAACAAGAAGCUCGCGCGGAGCAAGCUGCACGGGCGGCAGAGGCUAGGAGGGCCGCCAUGGCUGCGCACGCAAGCGUGUCGCAGACUCCUCGCCCACGAGCACGUGGUCGUAUGCCACAUAAUGAGCAGCUCUGUCGCAAGAGGAAGAGUCCGCUUGAAUGCCAGGAUCUGCGUGCGGAGUGUGCAUGGAAAGGCGAUGAGACCACGGGCACGUGCCACCAUAAGGCCCGGGAGCAAUGGCCCAGUGGCACAGAUUUCUUGUUUGGAAUCGGAGAGGUGGCACUUCUGGAGUCCCUGGUCAUUGGCACUGCAGUGGUCACCCGACUUCGAGGAAGGGAUUUCCUGAGACAGUUUGUGGACAAUCCUGGUUAUAACCUGCGAUCCUCCAUGUGGUACUUUCCUACGGUGCUCAUGUACUUUGCGACUGGGCUGUACUACUAUACACGGACUCAGGGCUGGAAUCCUGAGGAUACCCUGUACUUCCUGGUCCAGGUGGUGUCCACAGUUGGUGACAACGACAUGGAACCCAUCCAGCCGGUUCCAAAAGUGUUCACUCUCUGUCAUGUGCUUCUUGGUCUACUCUUGGUCGGCGGGGCUGUUGGAGAAGAAGUUGACGAAAUCCUGCGCAGUAGAGUCCUCCGCAUGGGCAACGCUGUCGCGCGCGGAGCGGACUUUCAAGACCUCCUGCCCAUCUUGUGGCGCGUCGCGGCUGAGGCCCGCGAUGCUGCUGGUUCCCGUGAGGUCUUCCAAAGUCUUGUGGAGAGGCUCGAGGGGAUGCCACAACAUCCCCGGGAACUCCGCCCAACUGCGGAGCAGCUUCGCUGGCUCAGGGAGGUCCGUGGUGGGGAGGUUCUGCUUGCAGAGCUCAGCGGUGCGGGGGCUCUGAUCCCUUGGCCGCAGCGCAGCACGCUGUGGACCGGGGCAGGCUGGAGGAUAAAGGCACUUUUGCCUCUCCUGCGCUAUGUCCUUCAGAACCCUAGCGGGCCUAUGCCAAGUUACGACCCGGAAACUACCCUGGAAAUUCUCGAGGAUGAUGUGAUAUUGGACCAAUAUUUCUCGAAGCUGAUCGUGAAAAGCUCCGUAGACAUCGGCACCGUGAUCCUGUCUGGAACGAUUUUCUUCGGCAUCAUCGCCAACUGGCUGCGAGGCAAAAAUGCGUUCACUUUGUUCGAUGGCCGCUCGGUGGCAGUUUAA
Molecule: messenger RNA, 1541 nt
Organism: Symbiodinium pilosum
Lineage: Eukaryota; Dinophyceae; Suessiales; Symbiodiniaceae
Source: the annotation of a GenBank genome assembly